This is a messenger RNA of Trematomus bernacchii (emerald rockcod), 1231 nucleotides long. It is a transcript of the gene gadd45ga, whose product is annotated as growth arrest and DNA-damage-inducible, gamma a. Gene Ontology annotation, cellular component: nucleus; cytoplasm. Bases 63 to 542 code for a protein of 159 amino acids. The record is from RefSeq and is a predicted model, not a curated record. The transcript has 4 exons. Gene Ontology annotation, biological process: regulation of cell cycle. NCBI's taxonomy places the organism in Eukaryota, Metazoa, Chordata, Actinopteri, Perciformes, Nototheniidae.
AGCCUGUGUCGAACUCAGAAUAACACGAGCUAUCUUUUCACUUACGAACUUGGAUUAUAACUAUGACUCUGGAAGAGAUCCGCGGACAAGAGAACACAAUGGAAAGCGCAGAUAGGGUGCAAAGUGCAGGCGCAGCACUGGAAGAGCUGCUGGUCGCUGCAAAGAAGCAGGACUACCUGACUGUUGGAGUUUACGAGUCUGCUAAAAUCAUGAAUGUUGAUCCAGACAGCGUGGCAUUCUGCGUCCUUGCCACCGAUGAGGAGUACGAGUGUGACAUUGCUUUGCAGAUCCACUUCACCCUCAUCCAGGCUUUCUGCUUUGACAACGACAUCAACGUUGUGCGCGUGAAUGACAUCGAGCGCCUGGCUGACCUCGUGAGCACAGACGAAACCGGGGAGCCCAAGGACGCGCACUGCAUUCUUGUCACGAGCCCCAGUGCAAACCCAUGGAAGGACCCUGCUCUGGACAAGCUGAGUCUGUUCUGUGAGGAGAGUCGCAGUGUCUACGACUGGGUGCCCACCAUCACUCUCCCAGAGCGCUGAAGUGACUUUCCACUAACAAUGCUUCACAUGAUGAUGAAGAUUAUGAAAAGAAAGUGAAGGAGCUGAGCCUCAAUUGGGGGUCUCAAGCCUUUCUGCCUCACAUGUCUGGAUUAAGAGGCUGUGGCUGUAACCCCUCUGCAAGAGCACAACCUUCCAGUGCAUCCUGGGUUGGCAUGUUGGCUCUGGAUGACCCUGAGGAAGGGCUCAAGUUCAGGGGUCAAGUGUGGACUGGCUAAGGUGAAUGUGGAGUGGACAGACAGUUUGAUGACACUGAGGAGGAUAUGGAAUGUACCUUGUAGUGCAUGACUAUAUGACCCAGUUGCUGCCCUAGAUAAAAGGGAGUGGGGAACUGAGCGGUGGAGGUCACAAAGACUUUGCAAGAAGUGGACUUGUGAAAGUGCAGAUGCUGGACUGAAACUGGACUGAAGGGGAACAGGAAAGAUUCUGGUUCUGGUUCUGAAGAAGGCGUCUGAAAAUGUUUAAGUGGACUAUACUUUUAUUUUUCCAGCACAGCUAUAAGGAAGUUCUUGGAAUAAGCAGACUUGCCUGCGAAUCCUGAUUUAAGCUGUGUCUGAACCUGUGACACAUUUUCAUGGACUAUUAUUCUUACUUAAAUAUGCAGACAAAUAUGCAAUAUUGUUCAAAUUGUACUCUUUUUCAUGUUUUGUGAAUAAACAUUUGUAAUGAAA